This is a messenger RNA of Hemicordylus capensis (graceful crag lizard), 7573 nucleotides long. RefSeq names its product solute carrier family 35 member G1 (gene SLC35G1). Gene Ontology annotation, cellular component: endoplasmic reticulum membrane; plasma membrane. Lineage: Eukaryota; Metazoa; Chordata; Lepidosauria; Squamata; Cordylidae. The transcript has 3 exons. The record is from RefSeq and is a predicted model, not a curated record. Gene Ontology annotation, biological process: regulation of cytosolic calcium ion concentration; calcium ion export across plasma membrane. Bases 624 to 1730 code for a protein of 368 amino acids.
CACCGCUCCUCCUCACAGGAGCAGCAGCGGUUGACCAGGUCCUUCCUUGUUGCUGCCACCACCAAGGCCGCUCGUUCCCCUCAGGCCGCUGACAGGCCCCGGCCCGUCUCUUGCCUGCCUCCCUCCCUCCUCCAAUGGCCUCGGUAGCCCCAAACAGCAGCAGUGGUUAACUGGACCCUUCUCUGCUACCACCACCACCACCAUGGCCGCUCAUUCCCCUCAGGCCACUGACAGGCUCAGGCCUGUCCCUCGCACUUCCUUCUUUCUUUCUCCCCCUCCCUUCUUUUUCUCUCUUUCUCUCUCCUCCACUCGCUCUUCCCCUGUCUUCCCUUCCCUUCCCUUCCCUUCCCUUCUUUUUUUUCUUUCUUUCUCUCCCUGAGUUAACAGAACUUGUUCGUCUUGUUUCCUCAUCUAAUCCACACAACAGCAGCCUCCUUCUCCUGAAGGGGCUCUUUCAUCCCUCACGACUCCCUGCCCACUGUCCUUUUAUUUAUUUAUAUCCUUUUAUUUAUAUAGAUGUAUAUGUAGAUUCUUCUCCUCUACAAUCAAGAACAUCUUCUGACCAGUGACAGUUGCAUUCUAACUGACCUUAACCAUCGCAGGUUCCUCCUCCCUAUCUGCAUAUGGAAUCCCCACUGCCCAAUCACCAUGGUGCUUCACUCUCACAGGCUGCUCCUCCCUAUCUGCAUGUGGAAUCCCUGCUGCCCAAUCACCACGGUGCUUCUGCUUGUGAACUCUCUCUCUCGGGGGGGGGGGGAGAGAGAGCGCCACACACGGGAUUAGCCAAGGGAACAAAGAAGAAAAAUGCCUGUCCGGGACUUGGCCUGUUCUAUACGCUGCUGUCUGCCUUUCUCUUUUCUGUGGCUUCUUUAUUUCUAAAGAAAGUUGAAGAUGUGCACUCAGUGGAAGUUAGUGCCUUUAGAUGUGUUUUUCAAAUGUCAUUUGUUCUUCCUGGUUUAAUAUACUACAAGACAGGAUUUCUGGGACCAAAAGGCAAACGGGUAUUUCUUUUCUUUCGGGGAUUCCUUGGCUCUGGUGCAAUGAUACUACUUUAUUAUGCUUUCCAAGUGAUGCCUCUUGCUGAUGCCACAGUCAUUACUUUUAGCAGUCCAGUUUUUACAUCACUGUUUGCCUGGAUAUUUCUCAAGGAGAAAUACAGUCUUUGGGAUCUUCUUUUCACUCUGUUUACAAUCACUGGAGUGGUGCUUAUUGCAAGACCACCUUUUAUAUUUGGAUCCAAAGUUACUGGAAUUGAAGGAACCUACAUAGAUCAUCUGAAAGGGACAGUAGCAGCUGUUACAAGUGCUGUAGCUGCUGCUUCAACAAUUGUUAUAUUAAGAAAAGUGGGGAAAUCUGUGCAUUAUUUUUUGUCCAUUUGGUAUUAUGCAGUAAUUGGCUUAAUAGUAUGUAUAAUAGCACUUUUUGUAAUAGAUGAAUGGAGUUUACCUCACUGUGGUAUAGACAGGUUUCUUCUAGUAUUAAUUGGAAUGCUGGGACUCGGUGGUCAAAUAUUUCUCACAAAAGCAUUACAAAUAGAGAAAGCAGGUCCUGUUGCUAUAAUGAAAACAAUGGAUGUGGUGUUCGCAUUUAUCUUUCAAAUUCUUUUUCUUAAUCACUUACCAACAUGGUGGACAGUGGGAGGUACCCUUUGUGUGGUAGCUAGUAGCUCUGGAACUGUCAUUCGGAAAUGGCACCAGAAUUCAAAAAAAGGUACAGAAAAUGAAAUUUAACAAGCUGGCUACUCUUUCAUUGCUCAGAUGGAGCAAAACAUCUAAAAAUAUUAUUUAUUUUAAAUAAUUCAUCUAUUGAUCUGUGUUGUCUGUUUUUUCCCCAAGAACCAUUGCCACUAUCUUCCCCGAAAGCAAGCAGGAACAGUUAACCUUUGUUCUGUGCAUGAGUCUGGCUCUAAAGAAGUUCGUGAAGUUAGUUUUGUGUGCCCAAGGAAGCUUUGGUCUUCUGGUUAUUUGACAUCUCUCACUGCAUGCCAUAUGACAAACCUGUUCUGAGGUUGAGGAGCCUUUCAAAAACAGUUCAUGAAUGUAAUGCGGGUGUGCUACUCAAAGAAAAAAAGUUCAACAAAAUCUAGUGCCCCAAGCCUUGGGCACAUUUAAAGUAGCUCUCUGGAUCCUUGUUAUAGUUAUGCCAUGCAUUGUUAUAACGUGUGCCAGCAUAAACUCGUUGCUUGGAGCUGGUUUGUAUGUUACACAGAAAUGGAAGAAGGAAAUGCAUAAUCUUCUUUCAUAUCUUCUUUCUUCAUGUCUGGGAAGAGUAUAACUCUUAACCUUGCCAAUAGUGAGGUCUGUAUUCACCAGAAUCAUCUGGGGUCUUGGAUUUUGUCCUGGGAAAGAUCUACAAUUCCCGCUUGGAGAUGUUGGUGGGGUGGAGUUGGGGGGAAGCACCAGUUAUACAUGCUACAUUUCCCCCCACUCUUGUGCAACACUUGAAGUGGACCUUGUACUUUUAGCAAUAUUUGCUUUGAUCCAAAAAAAGUGUUUCUGCAUAUGGUGACUCCAUGCCAGCCAUGGCAGAUGGUGCUUCAUGAAUGCACUAGCCAUGUUCCCCUGCCAAAGUGGGGACCCCACUCACAUAUGCAGAGCUGAUUUAAUGUUUGCAUUUGAGCAAAGUCAAUAUACUCUGACCACACAACACGUAAGAUGACAGGAUCGUGCUGAUUACAAUGGUUUUAAAUAUAUAUUGCAAUACAGCUUCUUAAGCCUGUAAAAUAUGAAACAUUUUAUACUGUACAAAGCAUAAUUUACUUUAACUUUCCCUUUAACAACAAAGACUCCAAAAAAUAUUUUUUGUAACCUUCCCUCUUCUUCUGAAGGCUGGGGGAAAAGAUAUAAUUCAUGUUUCUUUUCCCCCAGUGAGAUUAUAAAGAACAAAUUCUUUUUUAAUUUGUUUAGUAAAUUAAUUUUUUAAACCUAUUUUUUCAAAAUGGAAUCUUUUCUAUAUUUUGGAAAAAUAAAACUAAAAUGUAUUUGCAGUUAUAAAAAUGUAAACAUAUAUACCUCUUUUUUAAUAUUUUCCUAAACUUGCUGUAAUUUAAAUCAAAUAAAUAAAUCAAAUAAAAAUAAUAAAUAUGCUGUGCCUAAGUAGACAGAGGAAAAGCCGUAUCGGCUACUAUUACUCAGCUCCUACAAUUUAAGCAAAGAGAGACAAUAGCCACUUGAAUGACCAUUUCUUUUCAGUGGAAUAUAUUGUGACUGCAUUCUUGCUUGGUACUAUGCAACAUGUUUUUAGUGCUUGCUUGCUUAUUUAUCUAUGCAAUUAAAACAGCAGCCACUUGUUAGUUAUGCCAAAGUUUCAGGAUGAAGAGUUUGAUCCUGAGCCUAUAAGAGUUUGAUCCUGAGCCUAUAAGUGCUAAGGACACAAUGCACCCAAAGCUACUUCAGCUCAAAGAGACAAAGCAAGAUACGAUGCUGAUGAUACAGCAACACUGCCACAUAUUAUUACAUAGUGCACAUUAUCAGGAUGUUUGUGUCUGUCUCCUUAAAUCCAAGCAUUUGUGCAAAAUUGGCUGAAGAUCAAACUUGCCAAACUAUCAUAGUAAUUCUAGAAGAACAGUUGUUUGUGUAUAGCAACAAAAACAAUCUAUUGGUCUGGGGUUGUGGGCUAGCAGAGGCCCACAGCAGAGGCUCACUUUCACAGAAGUGAGAAGUUGGAAGCAGUGGGAUUUUUGCAUAAAAAGCUGUUUUUGGCAUUAGUUAGAAUUGGGGAAUCUAAGCCAUGUGCAGUUAUACUUUAUACAUAUUUAUCAUGAUGAAAAUGCAUAGGGCAUAACAUAAGAAUCACAAAGUGUGUACAUGAACCAGAACCUGGAUAAAUCAGGAUUUUAUAUCACAGGACUUGUUCUGUGUUUGUUGUUUUUAUUGAUCGUGUGUAUUAUUAUAUUUUUAAUGACAACCUAUCUAUGUACAACUUGGUCAGCCAAGUCACAGAGAUAUUAUAGAACAGUCAACAGCCAGGUUUCAGAAACAGCCUUCCAUAGUAUGUGACUUGUUGCUCCCAAAACUGAGGGAUGUCCUCUGAUACAGAGUGGUGGACUGUAGCUGGGACAUAGGAAAGCAAAACACCUUGCUGUCUGUGUGUGAGGAAUUGCAUGGGCCUUGGUAAGUUCUUUGGAUCAUCUCUUCACUGUUUUUAUUGUAGCAUGCGCUGAUCACCUCAUAAAUACUUUUACAUGUCCCCCACUUCCCUGAUUGGGCAGAAUCCUAAGAACAGCAUAGAAUGUUUUAGUUCCCUUUGGAUGGGAAAGCACUGGUGACUGGUGGUGUCUGUAAUAUUUGCUUGCUUUACAAAUAUGUGUUGGAAGCAGAAGCUCCUGUGCUUAUGUAGUACAGCCACUUAUUCUGCUGCCUCCGAUUCUCAAAGAGCCACUGUUCCUAGCCCAGUCAGUUUCAGUGCUACUGCAUCUUGGUUCUAACGAAAACUCUCUGCUCUUCUUUUGGACACAAACUGCAAAUGGGUCUUCAAACUAUUCUUCCCUCUGGCUCUGGGCUCCUCUAGCAUUCUGGCAGCUAGGGCUAUUAAAUAACAUUAAGGGUCUUUUGUCAAAUUCCUCUGUGCCAGCAUGCAACACUUUAGAGAAAAUACAUAGAGACAGACCCAUUGCCCAUAAUCAACACCAUUUUCCUAAUAGUGGCUGACUUCCUGUGUAGCAUGAACAAAGGCUGCUUCCUGAGGGCAGAACAAAGGCUGCUCCAUGCUCAGCCAAAGGCUUGUCAGGAGGCACAGUAAGACAGGAGCAACUUUCUCUACUCUCCCGUCCUUCCAAAUGUUCUUUCUGGCUUCCAGGAAUAUGUCCCCGAGGACUGUGCAACCUCUAGGGCAUAUUCCUGAAAGCCAAAUAGUACUUUUGGAGGAAGAGGAGAACAGUGAAAGCCAUUCCCUCCUCUUAUGUGUCUGGCCUGUUGCUCAGCAACAUGCUGCCUGAACUCCAAAGAAGCCUCUCUGCUGCAAGUGUACAGUUCUUGCUCUGCCCUUCUAACACUGCAUUGGAUGUCAGUCAAUUAUAUAUAUUUUUAUUAAUUUUUCAGGAUGAACAGUUUAGCAAACAUACAUUAAGUCAAAAAAUAAAAGAUUUCUCUCUCAACUUGAUAUCAACACCCAUCAGUCAAUGUUGUUAAAUGCUUUUCCUAUCCAGCACAGAUUCUUUUAAACUGGAGGCUGUUAAGAAUAUGCUUGUCUUAUAAUAAAAAUGGUUUUAUUAUGGAUUUUGCAAAUUAUUUAACAGAUUUCCCCUGAAACCCACUCAUAUUAUGAUUCUAUGUAGGGUAAGCUCUUCCUGUUUCCUAUUUGAAUGCUGUAUUAUAUUUUGGUCCAAGAUAAUUUAUGCCUGCAUUAUAAUGCAAUGUAGUCUUUCUCCAGAAAAAUCUAUUGCAAUUACUAGAAUGAGUUUUGGCUACAAUCUUAACAGUGUUUUGAAAUGAAAAGAAUGAAGCACUAUCAUUUUGCUAUCCCACAAUUUCUAAAGUAAAUUGCACCUGUUUGAAUGGUCCUUCACAAGCACAACGCUUUUAUCUGCCUCAUGUGCCAGUUGGGAGUCUGAAUGUGGUGACUGGACACUGGACACCCUGACUUUGGGUAAUUGGGUUCUGCAAGGCCCGAGCUACACAUUACAAAGAAUAUGUGACUCCUUCUAGCUCUGUUUGCCUCCCCACUCCUCACUAAUAAUUAGCUGAGGAAGCACAAUGUGCUCUAGAAAUUUCCUACCCCCUGCAAGCAGCAACUGAUGAACUGGAGUGGGACUAGGCAAAACUCUUUGCAAUGAUGUUAUGAGUCUUUCUUAGCUAAGUGUUACCCAGGAGAUGUGGGUCUGUAGCAGCCACAAAUUCCUUGUACCAAGUAAAGCAUUCCUGCUCAGGUUUUCAGUAACUCCAUCAUACAUGAGCUACUUUCAUGUCAAAGACCUCUCUCCAUGAUAUACUGCACUUCUUCCUUGCUCUCUUGGACACUGGAAAGUAUUUAUGCAAUACGGUGAGGUGACCUGGCCUAAGAGUUGCACCAUUAAGUAUUUGGUUUGGUUCCAGUUUGGAUUCAUCUGUGACAUUUGUUCCCAUUCAAGUCACUAAGAGUUUGAGACUGAUUCAGUUUCAGUUCACUGGGUGCAGCAAGCUGAUUUACUGAAACACAGUGUCAGCUGUUAUCCAUGAGUAUUAUGAAGCAGUACUUCUAUGAAGUAUGUAAGAAAUAAAAAUAACUAGAACACUUGACAGAAAACUUGUAACAUGUUUAAUGUGUAUCCUUAAAGCAGCAGGCCUUGCUUUACAGUCCUCCUAAGACAGCAGAAGUCUAGACAAGCCCAAACCAUGUAAAAAACCUCUCAGAUACAGUAACAGUUUUUUAUGCUCCUGAUUAAUUCUGGUUGGAGCCUCUGAGUGUAGCACAUCAAUUUGGUGUUUUGUUGAAACCCUUAUUUUGAAUCAGAAAAAUUAUUUUACAACUGUUCAGGUUCAAUAGAUACUUUAAAAAGAAGGUUUGGUUCUGUUUUGGUUUUUGGCAGGAGCUUGAUAUGAUGCAUACACCUUUCAUGACAUCCAUAUAUGUGGUAUUCCAGCUCCAUGCAGAAACUGGUCCAUCUUACUAACCACAGCCCAAGUCGAUGUGUGUUUGCUUGCAGGCAAGUCCCACUGAGCUCACUUAUCCAAAGAAGUGAGCAUAGGUAAUUUCAUAAGGAAAUAAAUGCUGUUCAAAGAAAUUGCAUUUGGUUCCAAGUUCAGAUUAAGAUACUGUAUAACCUGAAUCUGAAUGCAGAUUCUCCUCUAAUGCUUGGCUGCUGCUUGCCUUUUGUGUUGGGAAGAAUGAAUUGUUAUGGUCUCUCUUUGGGGGAUUGUGUACCAGUCAGCCAAAAGCUGCUGUUCUUUGGAACUCUGUUGUAUGGGCUCUAGAAUACUACAUCACAUUUCAGCACUGUUUGUUGAUCAUGACAGGAUAGAUUGAUGGGCCUUGCGGCUGAUAGAAGCUUGCUCUCUCAGGCCAUUGCUGUUACAUGAUUGUGACAGACAGCAACUAAGUAUUUGCCAGCAGCUGUGAUGGCUUGACCAAAGAGUCAGGCAGUGUCUUUGAUGGGCCAGCAGCAUGAUGGACAACGUGGAGACUUCUUAAGAUUCUGAAUAAAAUUUGUAAUGUUUUCAUAGACAUAAGAUAGACAUUUGUUCUGAAUAUCUCUGUAUGUUGUGCUAGGACUGAUUGACAUACCAAAUACUGAUGUACCACUAUAAUGCCAGUCAUAUAUUAAUCAUCAGAGUGGAUAGUUGUAUAAACUGAAAUGGCAACCAUUAAAUGAUGACUGACUCCAAAGAAGUGACACUGACGUCACCAGUAUAAGUGAUUUGAGUACUGGUAUUUGUAAGCUAUGUUUUCAGAAAAUAUCGGAGAGUUAAACCAGAAGUCCCUUGCACUACUUUAGUAGAAUGUGUUGUACAUUGUUGUGUAGUUGUUGCUGUUUUGUAGUAGAUACUGUUAUAUUUUUUGAAGGAUAACUUUUACUUUCUCCUUUGAAAUGUAAAGAAUAUUUUCAUAUGGGGUUUAUAAGAUUUCAUAAAUUCUAAUAAAUAUAACUAUAACCAUG